AUGAACAUUUUCCUAUCAAGUGUCCUCUGUGCUGAUAAGCCAAGAAUCUUUCCAGGAUACACGAGAUUGCAACAGAUAUACGCCGCAAACCGAAACCACGCGGUAGUCAAGUACACAGUUGAAGAAGGAAACCAAUUUCUCAUUGUCAACGAUUUCAAGUACAGCAGGGUGAGAAGAGUCGAAGGACACAUCCUUCGUAACAACUCACCUACUCCAAUUCCAAAUACGGACAAGUUGUACACAGAUGACUUCAACAGCACCUUGAAAGAAUUCUUCUCCGUUCUCACUAGCACGAGUAUAACUGUUCUUGGCCAAAUUGCACAAAGACAACAUUAUGAUGUGAUGGACAGUUUUUUGACCUCAUUCAAUAUGUUUAAGAACGUAAAACAUGCUGAAUGCUGUGUAUGGGCCCAUAUGUUGGCUCAAUUCAAGUAUAUUCCUAACCACCUUAGAGGUGAAAUACUUAGUCUAAUUGACACUGAUACAUUUGAUGCCAAGUAUUUUAGAGAAAAUAUGACACUAAGCAAGAAUACAAUUAGGAACAUUGCAAACGCUGUGAACUACUUCAUUCCAUUAGGGAAGCUUGCUGGUGAAUAUGGUGGAAGGGUGGCCUUCUACUACGUCAUUACGCUGGAUAAUGGGCAGACGUACAGAACACCACUGAUUUCUGUGCUCAGGAACUACGUUACGACAUUUAUAUCAGUGGAUGUUGAAGAGAGGGAUCUGCCCAUGUUCACUUACAAAGGUGAGGUGAUUGAUAAGGAACUAGAAAUCACACAAACACUAACAAAAGUAAACACCAUAACCAGUGGGGUAGAAAUGGUUACUACAAUUCAGGUUAAGGAUGUGAUACCAGCUAAGGAGCGAUUUGCUAGGAUGAAUACAGGGGCAUUGGUUACAUUCACAAUCAUAUUCAUGAUAAUGUGUGUAGCAGGAGGAAUAUUGUUCAUGAAACUGUACAAAAAGUACAAGAAGGGAAAGAUUGAAGACGUGGACGUGAUUGAGGAUGAAGAUGUGGUAGAAAAUGGUGAUUUAUUGGAUAAUAAAAAGUGA
Enterospora canceri is the source of this 1053-nucleotide messenger RNA. The record is from the annotation of a GenBank genome assembly. NCBI's taxonomy places the organism in Eukaryota, Fungi, Microsporidia, Enterocytozoonidae.